GACUGGGCAGAGGGCGGAGCUGGGAGGUUUGCUCUGCUACAAACAGCAGCUUGUAAUCACUCUGCAGCCUGUUAUGAUAAUACUGUUUGACUUCUCUUUUGCACCCUACAGUGCUGAUUGAAUGUCCCUUUGCCUUCUUGAGUCAGCUGAAGGUAAAGAAGGGGCUUACAGGAGGACUGCCCCGCCAUGGAAUGUUGUAGAUUUGCAAACAGGAUCGUAGGAAGUUUUUCUUCCCCCUCUUGGAUUCGGAGCUGCUGGUUUGGAUCCAAGGAGCGUGUGCACUGCUUAGAAUUUCCUCAGAGGCUGGGAACACCAAACUGGGUGGAUUCCGGUAAUGGUUUAAAAGACGAGCAGCUGCCAAUGACCAUUUAAACGUGUGCACGCAUUUUUUGCAACUACACUCAUCCAAAAGAAGGAAUUCAGGGUUUGACAAGCUGAAAAAGUCAUUCCCCUUCCUGGCACACUUUCAUGUAUAUUGAGACUGUCAUCAUCACUGACAUCAGUACUGUACUGUGGACUGUUCUGCCCAAGUGUUGGCCAUAUUACUGAGACCUUGGGACUUAAAAUCACGACACCUGUGGCAGUUCCUAUGACAGUUUAAUGGGGAGCCACACUCCUACACACGUUUCAGCUUGACGCAGAACAUGGAGGGUGACAAUAGUCAGGUGGAGAUGAAGCUAUCGUCCGACAUGGAUGAGGAAGUUGGAGGAAAUGGAAUGGAAGAACAUCUCAUUCACAGCUCCAACGGCAAACCUUAUGUGGCUCAAAGGUUUGGAUGCACACCCAAGAACCUCUGCUUCAUGGCAGCUGCAACCCUAUUCAUCUUUACCAUCGGGUGCUUGAUUGGCUACCUGGCCCAUUCAAAGAGGGACUUGGCUCCGGGCUCCUCAGUCUCCAUGCUCCCCUCUGAAGAAACAGAUACCAUCAAGACAGGUGCUGCUCCUCAUAUGGACUGGGAUGAUGUCAUAAAGCUCUUGGCUAAAAAAUUCAGUGCAACCAAAUUUGAAUCUGUCUUCAGUGAGUUUGCCAGUAACAGCCAUCGGGCUGGUUCUCCUGGUGAUGAAGCUCUGGGGAACAAGGUGCUCAAGAAGUUUGAAGAAUAUGACAUGAACACCUGGACUGAAGAAUAUUUUGUCAAGGUUCAGGACCCCCCAGCUUCUGGCUACAACAGAUUUAUUUUCAAUGGGACAGAGGGGUAUCCAAAUGGAUUCCUGUCCUACAGUGCUACCGGAAGAGUAACGGGUGCUGUUGUGUUCGCGUACUACGGGCAGGAAAACGACUUUACAUUGCUGAGGGGCAAGAACAUCAACCUGAGUGGCAGGGUUGUGCUGGUCAGAGCUGGCAAAAUCAGUUUUGCUGAGAAGGUUGCCAAUGCUGCCAAAAUGAAUGCCUCUGCUGUGUUGAUCUACCCAGAUCCCACUGAUUACUCUAUUGGUGAUAACACUCCACUCUUUGGACAUGUCCACCUGGGUUCUGGGGAUCCCUACACCCCAGGCUUCCCCUCCUUCAACCACACCCAGUUUCCUCCUGUCCAGUCUUCAGGUCUACCAACAAUCUUGGCUCAGACCAUCACAACAGGCAUGGCUAACAGUAUUCUGAGGAAGCUGGGGGGUCAGAGUGCACCAAGAGAAUGGAAAAGCUACUACAACAACUUGGGAAACGAGAAGGAUGUUAUUACUGUGGAGGUCAACAAUGUUCUUACUGAGAAAAGGAUUAAUAAUGUCUUCGGCGUCAUCAAAGGCUUUGUGGAUGCAGAUCAGUAUGUGGUCAUUGGUGCCCAGAGGGACGCAUGGGGUCCAGGUUUUGCUACAUCGACUGUUGGCACCAGUGUCCUUGUUGAACUGGCUCGUUCCAUCUCAGACAUGGUGAAGAAUGAUGGAUUCAAGCCAAGGAGGAGCAUUGUGUUUGCUAGCUGGAGUGCUGGAGAAUAUGGGAGCGUUGGUGCCACUGAGUGGAUGGAGGGUUAUCUGUCCUCUCUGAAGAUGAAAGCCAUCUCUUACAUCAACCUGGAUGGUGUUGUAGCAGGUGACAAUAGAUUUAAAGUAGCAGCCAGUCCCUUGCUGCACAGCCUGAUUGAGAGCACUCUGAAAGAGGUGAACUUCACCCAGUUUUCUCAAGUUACAAGAGGCAACUGGGAGUCAGAUGUGUUGGAACCUCUCAAGUUGGAUAAUGCUGCAUAUCCUUUCCUUGCCUUUUCUGGCAUUCCCUCAAUCUCAUUUAGAUUCGCCCCCAGUAACGCAGAUUACCAGUACUCUGGCACAUUGCUGGACACCAGGGAGACCCUGAAACGGGUCACGGGACAGCAGAUUCCUCAGCUGGCUGAAACAGCAGCAAAGUUUGCAGGUCACAUAGCGCUGAGGCUGGUCCAUGAUCAUCUGUUGCGGAUGGAUGUGACAAAGUAUGACAAGAUUAUUCGUACUCAAGUGGCUCAGAUCAAUGGGAAAGUCAAGAACGUUAAGAGGUUGCGGCCAGAGCUUUUGCCCAAGGCCCUGACAGUGCAGUGGUUGAUCUCAGCCUCUGGCUCCUACAGCCGUGCCUGUCGCACACUGCAAACAGACAUCCAAAACAUUGAUUAUGAUGACAUUGCGAUGUGCCGCCUCAUAAAUGAUCGUAUCAUGAUGGUGGAAAGGAACUUCCUGUCACCCUACGUAUCUCCCAAAGAUAGUCCUUUCCGCCACAUCCUGCUGGGCUCUGGACCCCACACUCUCACCGCUCUGUUCAACCACCUCGAAGCCCUCAGGACCAACAACCCUGAGGCUGAUGUCGACUUGUUCCGCAACCAGUUCGCCCUGGUGACCUGGACCAUUCAGGGCUGUGCCAAUUCACUAGCAGGGGACAUCUGGUCUUUGGAUAAUGAAAUCUAAAAAAUGUCCCCCUGCUCCCUCCCUUGUUCAUGGCUUGGCCCUAUUAGGACAACUGACAGUGUGAAGACCAGUAGGUUGUUACAAUUGUGUCUUGUAUAAUGUGAAAAAAGAAGAAGGUAGUAUUUGCCUACCAGUGUGUGUCUUUAUCGGAGGCAGUGCCCUCCAUAUUUCACUGUAGGGGUGGAUGUUUUUAUUAUCAGGAACAGUGUUUCCCAUAAUUUGUGUAUAUAUACAGUACAUUGCUACACGAUGCACAUGUUGUCCGCAUCUUUAGAUCCCUUCUAUGAUGUUUUCAUGCUAAUGAAUCUCUGUAGUUUCCUCUCAGACAGAAUACAGCCUGCAGCUUCUGUUCACAGAUCUGAAACACAGUGAUGAGAUUUAACAUCAGCUCAUAUGAAAACAUAUGUUUUGUUUUUUUUUUCUUGCCACUGUUGCCUAGUGCUUGCUCAUUGUGGGAACUGUUGGGUCUCUCUCUGUAAAUACCUAUUUCAAAGAGUACAGACUAGACCUGCUCUGUAUGAAAAGUGCCUUGAGAUGACUUUUGUUGUGAUUUGGCGCUAUAUAAAUAAAAUUGAAUUGAAUUGAAGGCAUUACAGGCAUUACGCAAAUGAGUUUGAGAAUGUA
This is a messenger RNA of Lates calcarifer (barramundi perch), 3488 nucleotides long. RefSeq names its product transferrin receptor protein 1. Gene Ontology annotation, molecular function: transferrin receptor activity. Bases 645 to 2864 code for a protein of 739 amino acids. Gene Ontology annotation, cellular component: external side of plasma membrane. The record is from RefSeq and is a predicted model, not a curated record. NCBI's taxonomy places the organism in Eukaryota, Metazoa, Chordata, Actinopteri, Centropomidae. Gene Ontology annotation, biological process: transferrin transport; intracellular iron ion homeostasis. The transcript is spliced from 18 exons.